AAAGACGCAUAUCGUGGACUUGUUUGCGAAAUACCCAAUUGCUUCGGAGAAGAAGAAGAUCGAGAGAGAAACCCUAAACACCAUGGAUAUCCUGAAGCAAGAAUUGAUGAAGAAGCGGCAGAGCCUGUCGCAAGACGUCGGAGGCAGGAAAUUCUUCAAACGAUCUGAAAUCGAACAGAAACGAAUCCAAAGGCUCCGAGAGGAAGAAAAGCGCGAAUCAGAAGCCAAAGCUCAAAAACAACAGCAACGGCAAGGUAAUCAACAACACAACUCCUCUCUCAAUUCCGCAUCAAACCCUAAUUCCAAUUCCGAAACCUCCAAAUCCAAGGCCGAGUCCGCCAAUUCUUCAUCUUCCAAAGCCCUAACCGACGAGCAGAAGAUCGACGAACUCAAUCUCCCCAAGCAAGAAGUUAUUCGCCGCCUCCGAUUGCUCAAACAACCGGUCACGCUGUUUGGGGAAGACGAUGAGGCGAGACUUGAUCGGUUGAAGUACGUGUUGAAGGCUGGGAUGUUUGAGGUUGAUGAUAGCGAUAUGACUGAAGGGCAAACGAACGAUUUCUUGCGCGAUAUUGUAGAGUUGAAGAAGAGCAGAAAUUCGGGGUUUUUGAGCGAUCGGAAGAUGGAAGCCGAUUGGAAGUAUGGGGGGGAGGAUAAGGAGGGAGGCGGCGGGGAUGAGGAUAUGAGUGGGGAUGGGAAUUCGUCGGGUGGUGUGGAUCAUGAUAAGGAUUUGAAGCGGAUGAAGUCGAAUUUCGACGAUUUGUGUGAUGAAGAUAAGAUUCUUGUGUUCUUCAAGAGACUGUUGAUUGAGUGGAAGCAGGAGCUUGAUGAGAUGGGUGAGGCGGAGAAGAGGACGGCUAAAGGGAAGUCCAUUGUUGCGACGUUUAAGCAGUGUGCUAGGUACUUGAAUCCAUUGUUCAAGUUCUGCAGGAAGAAGGUUCUUCCGGACGAUAUUCGGCAGGCAUUGAUGUUGAUGGUCGAGUGCUGCAUGAGGCGAGACUACUUGGCUGCAAUGGAUCAUUACAUCAGGAUGGCUAUUGGAAAUGCACCUUGGCCUAUUGGAGUUACUAUGGUUGGUAUCCACGAACGUUCAGCGCGUGAGAAAAUCUACACCAAUAGUGUUGCCCACAUUAUGAAUGAUGAGACGACUCGCAAGUACCUGCAAUCGGUCAAGAGAUUGAUGACAUUUUGCCAGCGGCGGUAUCCAACAAUGCCAUCCAAGGCAGUCGAGUUCAACAGCUUGGCAAAUGGUAGCGACUUACACUCGUUGUUAGCAGAAGAGAGGUCUUCUUCUUCUGGAGCAUCUAAUCAAGCCUCGGAUGAAAUACUUCGGCUAAUGUCGGCACCAAAGGAUAUAAUGUGAUGGUCUCUGAUGGAGUCAAUUUGAACUGGGUGUUGUGCUUAAUGCACUUUUAUGUGUGCUAUAUAUAUUAUGGUCAAGUUCUGUGUUCCAAGCUUGGUUGCUUAAACCUUGUUUGCAUGGCAACUAGGGAAAGGAAUGUUUGGAUGGCACAAGUAAUAUGUGAUAUUGACUGUUAACACUUAUUUUUCUUUUUCUUUUAAUCAUGAGCUUUGAUUAGUUAAGUUUGUUUGGGCUUU
Molecule: messenger RNA, 1596 nt
Organism: Camellia sinensis
Lineage: Eukaryota; Viridiplantae; Streptophyta; Magnoliopsida; Ericales; Theaceae
Product: splicing factor Prp18 family protein
Biological process (GO): RNA splicing; generation of catalytic spliceosome for second transesterification step
Cellular component (GO): U5 snRNP; U2-type post-spliceosomal complex; U4/U6 x U5 tri-snRNP complex
Source: RefSeq, a predicted model, not a curated record